CCAUUCAGUAUUUGCUGUCUGUUGUGCUUUCUACAAAAGUAGCCGAGUUGAGAAGUCCCCGUGCCAGAAGUCUAAAGUGUUUCCUAUCUGUCCUUUUACAGAAAGUAUUUGCUGACCUCCUGUCCUGGAACAACAUCUGGACUUACAUACAGUACAUGAGUACAAGCAAGUUGCUAUAUAGUGACUAGAAUUGAAGCUCACAUGCUGAAAGGAGAGGAAGCAUCCUGGACACUUUGUCACUUGUUUAACAGAAGAAUCUCGUAAACUCUUUGGAAGCUGUGGUCAAGGGAAUAAAACAGAUUUUCUGUUGUUAGAUGAAAUUUACCUCCCAGACUUAUUGUGCAAAUUGAGGUAACCGGAGCGUGAAUAGCGUCGUAGACUUGCUCAGUAAAUGUUCAUUGCCUCCUACUGGUAAGAGCUGUGAAGAUGUCUGACAAAAAACGUAUCAUUGCCAAGGCUUCCCUGAUUGAGCAGCUGGUGGCUAAAAGGUAUUUUGAGGAUAUUGGCAAACAUCUGACUGAACUUGAAAUGAUAUAUGUGUCUAAGGAACAUCUCCAGGAAACAGAGUUAGUCAGGGCUGUAUAUAGAGUCCUCAAAAACUGCCCCUCCAGGGCUUUGAAAAGGAAGGCCAAGUGUCUGCUGGCAAAGUGGAGAACUUUCUAUAAGAGUACACACCUCAAAACAAAGGAAAGCCUUAAAUUACUCCCUUCUAAUGUUAAUGAAGAAAAACAUGCAGCAGUUUCUCAGGAGGUGAGCCAAGAUGGGGCAUCAGGUUUUAGCUAUGAUGAGAUAGCAGGUCUCUGCAGUUCUCUCUCUAGGCUGGCAUCUCAAGAUGCUGAAAAAAAGCACGCUGCAGCAGUUGAGUCUGAAAGUAGCACCACUCAAAUGGAAAUUAAUGAAGAAUAUUUGGGGGAUGUUGACCCUGAAUCUACUAGCAAGAGCUCAAGUGUGUUGCAAGAUCCCCUAGUGUCUCUUAGAUCUAAAUGCGUAGAGCUUCUUUACACAGCGUUAGCUAGUUUUUCCACAAAUGACAUGAAAACUCAUUUGUGGCAGAGAUUUGCAAGAGAAAUUGAAGAGCACAUUUUUACCCUUUAUUCAAGCAACAUCAAAAAAUACAAAACUUGUAUUCGAAGCAAAGUUGCCAAUUUGCACAACCCCAGGAACUCUCAUUUACAACAAAGCCUGCUGUCUGGAACCAUGUCUACAAGAGAAUUUGCUGAAAUGACUGUCCUGGACAUGGCAAAUGAGGAACUGAAGCAGUUGAGAGCUUUCUACACAGAAGCCAGUAUUCAGGAACAUCACCUUCCCCACACAGUUGACGGCACACAGACAGAUAAAAUAAAGUGCAAGCGCUGUGAGAAAUACAACUGCAAGGUCACUGUAAUUGCCAGAGGAACACUUUUCCUUCCAGUUUGGGUGCAGAAUUCAAACCCAGAUGAACAAAUGACCUAUGUCAUUUGUAAUGAAUGUGGGGAACAGUGGUACCAUAACAACUGGGUGUGCUUGUAAUUUGUAUAUAAUCCCUUCAGGGUCAUAUGUUUUACAUGUAUAACAUGACCCUUUUGUGCUCAUUUUUUAUAGAAUCUUACCAUUAUUUUUUUUGUCUGGGAUUUUGGUUUGUGAAAGAGCUCACUAUGUAGCCAAAGCUGGCCUCGGUCUCUUGAGUGCUGGAAUUUUAAGUGUAUGCUGUCACACCUGGCUGGGUAUACUGUUCUACUCCAGUUCUCGGAACAAGGAACCAGAGUUGUUUGCCAAAGUUAAGGUCAUUGUUGCUAAAAGUUGUUUUGGAAGAGUAGAAAACUAUCACUCUGUACUUUGUGGCCAUUUAUAGAGUGGCAAUGUAACACCACAUGGCUUAAGAACAUGUUAGAGGGACAGACUCUGACCCUAUACUCCUUUGAAUCCUGAUCUGCAUCUUGGCAGAAUCCCCAGAUCAUCCUUUGAGAUACCUUGAGAAGCAUUGAUAUAGCUACAGGCCUGUGGCUCUCAGGAGUGACUAUACAUUGGAGUUUACUGGAGAGCAUUAAAAGUAUACAGGUGCCAAGGGUCAAGCCUAGAAUAAUUCAGUCUGAACCUAUGGCGUGGGACCCAGGCAUCAACAUUGCUCUGGUUAUUUCUCUGUUUAAGUUGCAGUUAGAGUUGAGAACUACAUGUAAAUAGUCUCAUUUGAACCUUUCUAUAGUUCUGAAGAAAUGAAUGUUAUUCUGGAGAUAUUACAGAUGAGGAAAGAGGCCCACAGAGCCUCAGUGACUUAACCAGGUUACAUAACUAUAGGUAGUCUGCCUCAUAUUUUUCAGCUUCCUUAUGACGCAAGUGUGAUGGCUGUAAUCCAAAUGCUAGGGAGGAUGAGGCAGGAGGAUUUAAAUGAGUUCAGGGGCAGUUUAGAUUUUAAAGUCCCUGUCUCAAAAAAUAUUAAAAAGGCACUGUGGUGAUUCAAGUUUGUAAUCUUAGCACUGCGAAUGCUAAGGCAGAAACCCGUGGUUGAAGCCAGCCUAGGGUUAUGUAGAGAAACACUGUCAAAACUAAAGUAUUCACAGUCUGAGAAUGACUUGAUACUGACUUUACAAAAAGUCUACUCCUGGAAAUGGGCACUAAGCAAAUAGUGUUUGGAGCCUCUAAGUUUACAUGAUUAGAGUUUUAUUCUUUUGUCCUUAAUUUUCUCAUUUUUACAUGUCUCUCUUAACCUAUGAAAAGUUGCACUGUAAGUUAGAAUCUGACUUAGAGCUUGCUUUUGCACUUAAAUGAGCUGUGCAUUAUUUUUUUCUUUGUGUGAGCUCUUCAUAAAGUCUUUAUGAUAACUAGUUUCUUGAUGUUAGGAAUCUUCAUGUCUUCAAAGUCAUGUGUGUUAAAAUCCUGCUUAUAUGAAAAUGGCACUAGUUGUCAGAGGAAGUUCACUCCCUCAACCUUUGAAUUUAUCAACAUUUAUUUACCUACUAACUGAAGAGGAAAUCAUUCCUCUAAGGCCUUUCUAGCCGGGCGGUGGUGGCGCACGCCUUUAAUCCCAGCACUCGGGAGGCAGAGG
Microtus ochrogaster (prairie vole) is the source of this 3022-nucleotide messenger RNA. It is a transcript of the gene Tceanc, whose product is annotated as transcription elongation factor A N-terminal and central domain containing. Gene Ontology annotation, cellular component: nucleus. Gene Ontology annotation, biological process: DNA-templated transcription. NCBI's taxonomy places the organism in Eukaryota, Metazoa, Chordata, Mammalia, Rodentia, Cricetidae. The record is from RefSeq and is a predicted model, not a curated record.